Neopsephotus bourkii (Bourke's parrot) is the source of this 6960-nucleotide messenger RNA. RefSeq names its product branched chain amino acid transaminase 1 (gene BCAT1). The coding region runs from base 134 to 1354 and encodes 406 amino acids. The transcript is spliced from 12 exons. NCBI's taxonomy places the organism in Eukaryota, Metazoa, Chordata, Aves, Psittaciformes, Psittacidae. The record is from RefSeq and is a predicted model, not a curated record. Gene Ontology annotation, cellular component: mitochondrion. Gene Ontology annotation, molecular function: branched-chain-amino-acid:2-oxoglutarate transaminase activity. Gene Ontology annotation, biological process: L-valine biosynthetic process; L-leucine biosynthetic process.
AGCGUGCCGCAGCCGUCGCCGCAUCGGAGGCUUAGCGAUCACCGGGGCUUCAUCAGGAGCGCUGCACAAAACGAGCGGCGGUCAGCUGAGAGUCCGCUUAGCCGCGCCAGGGAGGUACCGCCCGUUUGUCAGCAUGAUCAAGGGCUGCCAGAAUGAGUGCACAGCUGGAGGAUGCUCGGGAGAAACAGGAAAGCAUAUGGCUGACUCUUUCAAGGCUUCAGACUUGAUUAUCACCCCAGCUACGACUUUGAAGGAAAAACCAGACCCCAAUGGUUUGGUGUUUGGAACUGUGUUCACUGAUAAUAUGCUGAUAAUUGAAUGGUCCUUGGCUUCAGGAUGGGAGAAACCUUAUAUUAAGCCACUUGAGAACCUUUCAUUGCAUCCAGCUUCCUCAUCUCUGCAUUAUGCUGUAGAACCAAGAGGACAGACAGAGGAGAAUCUGGUGCCAAUGCUGUGGCUCAAUGAAUACACAUUGUUUGAAGGAAUGAAAGCUUACCGAGGAGUGGAUGGCAAAAUCCGCCUGUUCCGGCCAACCCUCAACAUGGAGAGGAUGGCACGAUCAGCAAGACGAGCAACUCUGCCGCAUUUUGACCAGAAUGAGCUUCUAGAGUGCAUCCGGAAGCUUGUGGAAGUGGAAAAGGAGUGGGUCCCAUACUCAACCACUGCCAGCCUUUACAUCCGUCCUACCUUAAUUGGAACUGAGCCUUCCCUUGGAGUGAAGAAGCCAACUAAAGCCCUACUGUAUGUCAUACUGAGCCCUGUGGGCCCUUACUUUGCAAGUGGAAGCUUUAAUCCCAUAUCCUUAUGGGCAGAUCCAAAAUAUGUAAGAGCCUGGAAAGGAGGAACGGGGGACUGCAAACUAGGAGCGAAUUAUGGUUCUUCUAUUUAUGCCCAGCAAGAAGCCCUGGAAUUUGGCUGCCAGCAGGUUUUGUGGCUCUAUGGAGAAGAUCAUCAAAUAACUGAAGUUGGAACAAUGAAUCUGUUUCUCUACUGGAUAAAUGAAGAUGGAGAAAAUGAACUGGCAACCCCACCUUUAGAUGGCAUCAUCCUUCCAGGAGUGACAAGACAAAGUAUUUUGGAUCUGGCACACAAUUGGGGAGAAUUCAAAGUGUCCGAACGAUAUAUCACUAUGAGUGACUUGACAGCUGCCUUGGAAGAGGACAGAGUAAAGGAGAUGUUUGGUGCUGGAACAGCCUGUGUAGUAUGUCCUAUCUCUAAAAUUUUAUAUAAAGGCAAGCACUUGCACAUUCCAACUAUGGAGAAUGGACCUCAGUUAACAACCCGUUUCCUGAAUAAACUGAGUGAUAUCCAGUAUGGAAGAGAAGACAGCGACUGGGCAGUGUUGGUGUCAUGAAGGUGGAAGAGUUCAGACCCUCCAGACAGAGCAAACAUGAAUAAUGAUAACUUCUGUAGCUGUCUGUGCAUAGCAUAGUUCCUGUAUCAGUUUGCUCCCAGGAUGAUUGUUUCCACAAUCCAGCAAAUGUGAACGCAAUCAUUUUGAUUUCUACUGUAAUCCUGUUGGUAAACACCUGUCUUGGUAGAGGUGCUAAAUGUUAGCAAUAGAACUUUCCUAAUGGUUUUCUUAGAGCCUCCUUGUGUCUUAUAUACAGUCUGAAAACUUGUAAAUGCUCUUCAACUGCUCUUCAGCUUGGUUUGUUUUGAUUGCCAUCAUCAGCAGAGCGCCUUGCCAUAUAACACAAAGAUGCCUGUUAGCUGGGCACUGACAUUAUUCUGCCUUUUGCUCUGUAUUUGGGAAACAAUUAAGUUUAGCCAUAUGCUCUUUCCUUUUGUACUCUACUUGUGUGGAGUUCAUGAGUUCACGUAGCCCUCUUGAUCCCCUCGUGCAUACUUUGUCAAAUAACAGCUCUGUCCUCCAGGCCCAAAUUCUCUGAGUUGAUCAUGCUUGCAAUAUGCUCCCUGUUGACCUACUGCCUUUUCCUCCAUGGGGAUAUGCAGUGGCUGCUUGGGCAGUGCAUACCUCUUCAAUAGUUGAACACAUCCUUUGAUACAUGAUUUGAAUAGCUGGGUCAGGCUCUGCUGAGACAAGAGUGACUAUGUCUGGCCUAGCACAGAGCUGGGCACUGCAGACUGUGUUGCCUUCCAAAUGAGUGUCUAGAAAACAAGAUUAGAGAAUUGUGGCUGUGAAAGUCGAAGAACUCCUUUACAGCAGCCAAACCUUGGGCUUGAGGAAUUUCUUUCAUCAUCCAGUUACGUAAUUUAGAUCAGCAAAAUGUUUUUCUUGUCCCCUUUACCAAUCACUGUGAAAUGCAUCUAGCUUCCAUUGACACAGGUGUACUUUAACAGAGCCUUCCUAUUAAGGAGCAAGCUAUGUUAUCAACAGAAAAUAUUUAGCAUAAGAAGGAAAGAGGUUUUAUUCAAACCCUGGUUUCAUUCUGAUGAAGCGCAAUACUACUUUAUAUAGCACUACUUUCUCAUAUACAGUCUUGAUACUAUUUGGAAGCAAUAUUGAGCAUGUAGCUGGGGAAAUUACUUCUGCAAAUAUUCACUAACAAUCAUACUGUAAUAUUUAUUAGUUUUCUCUUUUUGCACACAGCUUUGUUGAACAGCUUUAAGAUAUCUCUUGCCAAAAAUAAUUACCAUAUUCUGUAUCAGUGUUCCAAAGUGCUACUUCAGUGUAAAACUGGUGGAACUUUAUUGACACUAAUGGAGUCCUAUAAGAGGUAAAAGUGAAACAUUUAUUGCCCUAGUUUGCAGUAGAGAUGCACCAGAGAUCCCCAGAUAAGGGAAAUAUUUAGCACUUUAUUUUUUUUAAGACCCAACAGUAUUUCUCCCAUGCUUUAUAAGUCCUCUGCAGUUACUGACAUUUAUUAACAUAGUUUAAAAAGACAUGCUAUUUUUUCUAAUAGACCAUCCAUGCCUUACACAACUGCUAAAAUGUAGCCUUAUGGAUUUUGUGUUCAUUUUUGGUCAGAUUUUAAAGACAAGUCCUACUUAGCCAUCACUUUCUUUUGCUCCCUCAAAUCAUGCCUUUUACUACCUUUCACUGCAGUCCAAUCUAAUAUUUUAAUGAAGAACAGUUGAAGGUUCUUUCUGACAAUGUAACCAUUGUUAAAACUUGUAUAGUUUUCUCUUUAGGAUACAACUGCAAGCACAAAAUAUUAUUUCACUUAUAGUAGCAAUAGUAUUGUGUGUUGGCUUUUCUGACCAUUUGAAACUGUAUUGUGUGCUGGUCUUUGUUCAGUACCUUACUAUCUAUUAUAAACUGCUGGUAUCUUUAAUUAAAUGGGUGGAAAAAUUAACAUAGGGAAUAUGUCAAGAUGCAAUGUGGGGUAGAGAGUUUUAUCCAAUGAGACAAGUGUCACAACUAAAGAGUGCCUUUAACUAGAGUGUGGCAUGGAGCUCUCUAAAGAUUAUAUAAUGAGCAACCACAGGUGGCUUGCUUUUACUGAACUAUAUAUUACAUCCCCUUACGUUCCUCUUAGAUUUAGCAGCAAAUGAAAAGUGGAAAUAUCUAACUUAAGAUGUAUGGCAAAGUAGUUGUAUCAUACGUGAACAGUUCAGGAUGUUGAUAGAGUUGGUAGGUAUCAUAUAAAAAAUCUCCUUGAAGGCAUCCGUAUACUAGCAGUAAUCUGAUUAUCAACCAGAAUGAAUAAGGACCAGAAUUAUUUUACUGUGGUGUAAACCUAAACGUUGUGUAAAACUCUUCUUAAAUUGGAUUCAAGUAAUUUUAUGUAAGGAGACUAGGUGGUUUCAUUUGUUGUUGUUUGCACUGUUUCCUACAUCUGCCAGAGAGACACUUUUUCUUUUAAUGAAAAUUUUGAGCUGAUGGACACUUCAAAAUGAUGGGAGUUGAAACUGAAAUGACCCACAGAAAUGUUUAGACUUUUAUAGCAAGGAAGAAUGAAAAUAUGUAGAGUCUUAACAUGUGUAUGUUAACCGUUGUCUUUAACAUCUUGGUUAAAUGGUAUCUGGGUGAAUAGGUUCUACAUUUUAAACUUUAAAACCUAAAUAAGGGAGCUGACAGGUCAGUAUAAUACAGGAAAUUCUUCUGAUACUGCAUGCUCUCCAACCCUGCAUUCUACCACUGCUUUUUAAUCCUGUUAACGAAAGCAAAGAAAUAGUAUGUGUAAAUAAUAGUGAGUGUUUGGUAUUGCACUCCCCUAUUUUCGCCUGUAAAAUUUAGGAGAGAACUGUGGUAUUCCCUAAGCUAAUAACAGUUUGUAAAAGAACAUCUGCACAUCUUUUCUCCAUGUGCCCUGUUGGUUUAAUUGCCACAGAUUUACAUAGAAAGAGUAUGGUACAUCAUAACUAGGCAAUUAUCCAUUCUUCAUCACUUAGUUAUGGCUCUGCUAAUUGAUCAUUUAAGACAUAAGAUAGUCUAACAUUAUGAGAAUUUGAGACUAUUCAAAAAAGAUCAACAAAUUAAUAUUGUUGUGUGAUAUUUGCAUAAUUGGCUGCAAUUAUUUAAUGUUUAAUUGGGUUGAUCAAAUGAGAUUCAGCCUUUCACAUGCUUAUGUUUUACAAACACUGCUACUUUAACAUGAUAAUAACAAACUCCAAUUUUUUUGUGGUCUUUCUUCUCCCCUUCAUUCUUUUGAUGAUUAUUUUCAGUACUGAGCAUGUCUUUAAUUUUCUGUUGGGUGAGCAUGAUUCAUGUGUAGGAAAAGUCCUUCAGAUGAGAGAACUUUUCAUGAAACUGGUAUUUCAUACAAGCUGUUGUGAUAUGAAAACUUAUGGCUUCAGCAACUGGUAUUACUUAUCUAGAUUGUUAACUGCAAUAAGGGCAAAUUCACUGGGAAUUUACAGUGACAGGUUCUUCUGAGAAUGCUAAUAAAGCUUCCUGCUUAGGGUAGAUAAUCUCUUCAGUCCAUAGAAGUGCAAAGCAAACAUAAUUUUUUUCUGGGAUAUACAAGGGAAGUCUGAUAAGACAAAAGCAAGAUAGUGAGAGCUCUCUCUGCCCAGCAAUUGUUUACACCUGUUCAACUAUCUCAAGCUAAAAAGCAGUUGACCUCUUUCUAGAUAAACUCUUGUUUACGGUUUACCUAAUUCAAAGAGAUAUCAUUGAUCCCCUCCUGUGUAAUUACUUUAUACUUAUUUUCCCUCAGGCAUGCAGAAUGGUGAUAUGUUAAAAUGUGAUAUUUGAAAGGUUCAUUUGGAGUGCAAGUUAUUUGAAAUAUCUGUCUAAUACAUAGUCUUCCAAGGAGGUAGACUGAAAAACAGCUGGAACUGAUGUCAUAGAUGCCUCUUCAGAGGAAGAACCCUUUUGAAUUCAGUGGCCUCUGUCUGUUGACAGUGCCUUGCCAUGAAAUAGAAUACGGAGAUGGUAGCACAGCCUGCCAGACUACAUAUGGCACAUUGUCUCUCUCUGCAUGGGAUCCAUCCUACUGAUGGUAAACUUCUAGUGGCAGGCUUGUAUACUGAGAGGCAGGCAGGUGUAAAUGAUGGUUGAGUGUGCCCUGAGGUGGGCUGUUCAUUGCUGCCUUUCUUUGCCUUCCACACAGACUUGCAGCCCCUUUUCCUCAGCUUCCUAUCAUGAUGCCACUUCGCCUCCUAUCUAAAAGUGACUAUUAAAGCAAAUUUUGCUUUGUGUUUUGUUUUCAGCAGUAGUGAUACUUAAAAAAAGAAAGACGUUUUGGUCAUCUUGCAGGUGUUCAGGGGUCAGAAUUGCACUUUAUCACCUGCACAUGUAAUGCCUGAACAGACAGACUCCCACUGGCUUUGUGAUCCUGGGCAAGUUAUCUAACCUCUUUGUAAGCGCAGAGUAGUAGUAUUACCACUUUUACCACUCUUAACUCUAAUCCAGCUUUUUACAUGAAAGUUAUUUUACUGCAGAUCGAAUAAGCUUUCCAGAAAGCUUUUUAAGCAGCAGAGAAAGAUGCUGUGUAGAGUCCAGUAUUUGAAGCAUUGCUUUAGAGUGGCAGUGUCUUGAUUAUGCAGGAGAAAAAUGUUAUUCAAAUAAGAAAUAUAUUUAAGAUUUUCUGUAUAAACCUAUAAACAAGUAAAAUACAUAGUUCAGAAUAUGAAGUAGCAUACAGAAAAAUCUUGAAAUGAGAAUUCACCUUCACCUCUCAUACAGAGCUAUCUUAUUUUGAAGUGAUGUGCUUGAAGGAAGUAUUGUACCUCUCGAUGUAGAGGCAUUAGAUUACAACUCUUCUAGAGGUACGCUUUGUCAUGCAGCACUGAGACAGACCUCUAUCAAUCUUGACUACAGUUUUUCUGAACUGCAGUAUUUAGUAGUUAAGAAGUGUCAGAGUUGUGUUUUACUGUAUUUUGUCGCUAUUCUCAAGAUUUGGAAAAAUAAUUUGUAGGUCCUAAAUUAUUUAAGCUAAGUAACUUCUUAAUAAGUAGUUGUAGGUUUAGUCAUAAUAGCAAAAUAGAGUAUUGGUAUUGCAGUAGUAAGAAAUACCGUUGUAGCAAUCCUUCUGUCCAUGCCUUGCUUUAAACAUUAUUAGUGGGAAUUCCAGGAUAUUUCCCCUGGCUACGCAAGAAUCUGAGUGCCAUCUGCAGCACACUUGGCAAAUAUAUCUCCAGCUCCGUAAACAAAGCUAACUUAGCUAUUACCUUCAGGUAGAACAGUCAGGUACAUUAGGGCUUAGCAGGCAGAGAACAAUACCGAACAGGAAUAGUCAAUCCUUAGAUUUGGAAUAAAAUUUUGGAAUUAGUAGCUCAGAUUCUUAUUAACCACACUAGCAGUGUCAACCACACUCAAAUUUAGUGAAAAUAAAGGUGUUUAAUUUUACUAGUAGUAAUAGCAGUGAAUAGAUCCUUGUGUCUCUCUGAACAUGAAUUUAUACUCUUUGGUUAUCUUAAAACUCAGUUUAUUUUGUCUGGUUUUUACCAUUUUUACCACAAUCCUGAAUUUUUUAUCUUAAAAAAAAAGUCUUAAAUUUCAUGUUCAUAGGAAGAUCUUAAGGAGGAUUUAAGACCUUGAUAUAGAAUUUUAAAGUCUUUAAAAUAUCUGCUAAAUAAUGUUAAGGUAAAAAAAAAAAAAAAAAAAGA